AAGGUACCUUUUAGGUACAAGGUAUCUUUUUACUGCUUCCCAACCUCCGUCUCCUUUCCAAUCUUCUUCCUACUACCUAGGUCCUAGUAUCACAACACGUCUCAGACUUUUUGUUCGACCUCCCCUCAACUAACGAAGUGACCUUGCUCGGUUACAGGUAGGUAGGCGCGCAGGAGAUAGUCAUUCAGCACUCCAUUCGUCUUACCUAUCGCAAGUUACAUCAAAAGGUGACCAGAAAAAAGAAAAAAGAAAACUGCAACGAACCCCCAAUAGCACCAUGGCUCCCAUGGCACUCUUCGCGACUGUGAUGCUGCUCUUCACAGGCAUCACCAACGCCCACUUCACCGUAGAGCACCCUCCCACCAUCGGCCAAUUCAAUGACGACACCGAGGGCGAUCAACCCUGCGGCGGCUACUCGCCUGACAUCGCCAAAGUCUCUCCUACGGAUUUCCAUAUAGAUGGCGAUGUCAUCGCUACCACCCUCACCCAUCCCCAGAGCACAUGGCUCUACCGUAUCAAUGUCGACCCUACUGCUCAAGGCAACUGGACCGAAGUCUGGCCCGUUUUCCAGCAGAGCGGCCAAGGAAAAUUUUGCAAUCCCCGAGUCACCAUCCCUCGCGAGUUCCUCGGCAAGAAAGGCUUCAUCGGCAUUGUCUCUCACGCCGUCGAUGGAUUUCUCUACCAAUGCUCCGCUGUCCACUUCGUCGAAGGAACUGGUACUACACCUAAUGACUGCACCAAUAGCUCAAGUGUCACCACCAGCUGGGUUUCUGACGAUCAGCUGACCGCCAAGCUCAACGAGUCUACUCCGUCAUCAUCCGGACAGCAUACUCCCAACUUGGCCGUCUCGAGUAAGGGAGGGGCAUUCCAAGGCUUGGGAGGCUUGGUCACGGUCGGCCUGAUGGUGGUUCUAGGUGCAAUGCUGACGGUCUGAGACCUGCAUGGCAAGGAAAUGGUUUGAAUCCGAGAAUGUUUUUUUUCUUGGUGCAUUGACUACGCGAAGCAAGCUUUUCUACUCUGGUGUCAUUUCUAGCCGUUG
Messenger RNA from Daldinia caldariorum, 1039 nucleotides. RefSeq lists its product as uncharacterized. NCBI's taxonomy places the organism in Eukaryota, Fungi, Ascomycota, Sordariomycetes, Xylariales, Hypoxylaceae. Bases 278 to 934 code for a protein of 218 amino acids. The transcript has 3 exons. The record is from RefSeq and is a predicted model, not a curated record.